Messenger RNA from Striga hermonthica, 909 nucleotides. NCBI's taxonomy places the organism in Eukaryota, Viridiplantae, Streptophyta, Magnoliopsida, Lamiales, Orobanchaceae. The record is from the annotation of a GenBank genome assembly.
AUGUCAGUCUCAUCACUCACGCCGGCGGCUAAAAUGGGGGAAGCGACAUUCGCCGUAACCCUAAUCUCACCACCACCAAUUCGAACCCUAGCACAAUCCAAUCUCCCCCUCACGAUCCGAUCGCGUCUGCAAUUCUCAGCAUUUUCACUUUUCCGACCGAAGAUCCCCGACCCGGUCAAAACCACUAUCACCACAACGGCCGCCGCCGCCGCCCGAGCCUCGAUUCCGAACCGAAGCAUCCCAGCGAGGGACAGAGUGAUCGACUUCGGUAAGUACAAAGGGAGGAUGUUGGGGAGCCUUCCGUCGUCCUACCUGCGGUGGAUCUCGAAGAACCUGCGGGCCGGCGACACGUUGGAGUGGGCGAUGUGGGCGGACCAGGUGCUGGCCGACCCGGUCUACGGGGACCGGAUCGAGUGGGAGGCUGCGGAACAGGUCCUCACAGGGGACGUCGCCCGCCGCCUCUCCGACGGCGGCGCGGUUGCGGAGCUGCUGGAGUUAUGCGAGAAGUUCGGUUGGGACAGAGAGGACAGGGCCGCGUGGGCCAGGGUUGAUUUCGGGCUGCUGGGCACCUCCAAGGGCGGAAGGAUUCCCAGGGCUGGGGGCGGAGGGGUUCCGGCGAGAGCCGACGAGGAGAGAGAAAGCGGCACGGUGAGAUUGGGGGAUGGCGGUGGAGGAAGGCGGAGGGAGAGGAGAGAGAGGGCGAGGGUGCGGAGAGUGGAGAAGACAGCUGGUGGUGGGAUGGGGGGCGGAGGGGAUGGGCUGAGGAGUUUCGGAGACGGCCAGGGCGGCAGCAGUUCCAUCUCCGGCGAGGGCACCAGUGGUUCCAUCAGCGGCAGUGUCGAGAAGCGAUUCCCGGGGAGGGAAGCCUUGUUGAGAAAGGUUCUUACCCGCGGCCGGGGAUUCAACUAG